CAGGCAGAACGACAACUGAGCUGAGCGCGUGAGACAGUCAGCAAAAACACAGCGAAGCAAACUUUAUUUAAACCGGCCCAGGUAACAGCGGUGCAGCAGGAGAGGGAGGCUCGGGACAUUCAGUUCUUUCACAGAGAGGGAGGAAACCCCUCAGGAUCACUUCCCAAACACACACUGGGAGUAUUUCUCCAAACUUCUGAUAGAUUUCAUUUAAACCAGCAUGGCUGCUGCGCUGUUCAGAGCUGCAACAGGACUGAGUGUCAGACGGAUCCACGGGGAAUUAUGUAGAGUGAUGUGGACGCCACAGGCUGCUCGGUUCAGCUCCAAACCAUCAGACAGAGACCCGCCACGCAGAACACACAUCAAGAAAGCCAAGUCCCAGCCUGCAGAAGGAGCUGAUAAAGUUCUGGACAAAUUCUUCUCUGAAAGGAGGCCAGCCACAGCGCCCCCUGCUGUUGGUGAAGAGCUUUCCAAAGCUGCCGCCAUGAUAAAUACCAGCUCAGCCCAGGAUCCACAUGAAGCAGCUAACAGAGACUCUUUGGAGAAAGAAGAGGAGAAAGCCAGCAAAGCAGAAGCCAUGAUACCUGAGUCAACUUUAGCAGAAGUGAAGGCUGAUGUGGGGAGUCUUGAAGCUGACGCUCUGCAAGAAACAUGUGACUCGCUCCAGAAGGGAGCUGAGGAGCUAGCAAAAGAGUUGGAAGUGAAGAUGCCAAUAGAAGAUGUUUCUGUUUCUGAAGGUGCAACAGAGGUGGACAAUUUAACACUAGAUUCCAUCCCUGAAGCUGCGGAUACACUGGAAGCUGAAACAUCAGCAGUCCCUGAAGCUGUGAUUGGAUCUGAGCAAGGACCGAUACAGUCGUCUGACACUGAACAGGAACUGAGACUAAACGAUGGGGUGAUCAAUCAGAACAAAGUAAAAGGGGCAGCGGAGCCCGAAGGAAAUGUUUUGGAGGCCAUGUCUCUUGAGUCUGUGACCUUGGCUGAAGUUGAGGUGUCUUUGGGAACUCUGGAAAGCGAAUCUCUGAGUGAAACCUCGACUUAUCUGGAGAAAGAAGCUGCAGUUCUUGCUGUAGAGAAGAAGAUGGAGGUAGAGGAGGAAACCACUACCAAAGAGAUGACUGAGGCUACACACGCUGACCCUCUGUCUCUGCCUGAAGUCGUUUCUCUGCCUGAAGAUGUGCAGACUGAUGCACUGAUGGAGAAGCUGCUCUUUACUGUUCCUGCUAGCGUAGAGGGUGCACGAGAGAGCCCGAUUAUUGAGGAGGCUGUAACACAAAAGCAGAUAAAAGGCAGGAAGGGUUUUCAGUUUUUCUAUAAAAUUCCAAGGAAUGUGUCAACUAAAGCUCUGGGCCUACGUACUUUACACUGUCCUGUUUCUUCAGUUGUAACAGCUUCUGUUGAUAACGUGGCUGCAGAGUCAGAUCAUCCUCCAGCUCCUCCUCUUCCUCUGAAAGAGGAGCUGCUGGUACAAGAAGAGGAAGGAGCCACAGGAGAUAAAGAAGAUACAGGGACACACACAGAUUUGGAUCCUGUGCAGAGACUCUUCCUGGAGAAGAUCAGAGAAUACACUAACAUGCACAGGUCGAAUGCAGGAUUCCUGGAGGCGGAGCCAGAUUACCAAAAAAACCUGUCAGAGGAGACGGCUAAGCUCCAGAGAGUCUAUGGAGGAGGAGACCUCAGCAGCUUCCCUCAGUUCACCUUCAAUGAUCCCAAAUUGGACCAGGAGUCCAAAUGAUCUGUGAAUGGUGCCUCCAACUCUCUACACUCUUCCUCAACCUCUCCCUCUCCAUUAACUCCUCAAUUCAUCUUUAUUCCAAGGAAGAAAAAAGAGGAAGCAUAUGCAUUGAAAUCUAACGGUGUGGUUCUCUGGCUAAAAUGUGGGGAACGUGUUACUUGUGGGUGUUUGUUUUCUGUGUGAUGUCCAGUACUGACAUUUAUUAGAUUAAAAC
Molecule: messenger RNA, 1949 nt
Organism: Pundamilia nyererei
Lineage: Eukaryota; Metazoa; Chordata; Actinopteri; Cichliformes; Cichlidae
Exons: 8
Coding region: 221-1735 (504 amino acids)
Biological process (GO): proton motive force-driven ATP synthesis
Cellular component (GO): proton-transporting ATP synthase complex
Molecular function (GO): proton transmembrane transporter activity
Source: RefSeq, a predicted model, not a curated record